AUGGAGAACGAAGAAAGAGCUCACUUAGAGUCACAUUAUCAAACCGAGUUGGAAUCUGUAAAAAACGAAGUCGCUCGGCUGAUUGACCUACUUGAGCAACUACUAAGAGCUAAGAAUGGGGAGGGAACAUCAGCACAACCACCUGAAGGAGAGCCAGUAGCUCACAUCCCUCAAGCGUCUAAAAAUCAGGGGGCAAACUCGGCUGAUGAGCAACAUUUUGUGCCUAUCACCCCUAUCCAGCCAACUCAUCCUCCAAUCACUGUUGACUUAACAACGGAGAGAACCCCGGAUAAUAGGUCUCCCACCGAAGUAUGUCUGGUACCAAACAUUGUGGUGCCCAAGGAUUUUAGGAUACCAGAUUUCAUUAAAUACAUCGGUUUGGAAUGCCCAAACACUCAUCUUCGAUCUUACUACAACAAAAUGGCAGAGGUAAUCCGUAAUGAUAAAUUGCUUAUCUAUUUCUUUCAAGAUAGCCUCGCAGGAUCUGCUUUGAGCUGGUACAUGAGGUUAGACAGUGUUAGGAUCAGGAGCUGGAGAGAUUUGGUGGAGGUGUUCCUUAAGCAGUACAAGUUUAACCUAGAAAUCGCUCCAGAUCGAACAAGUCUAAUAUCAAUGGAGAAAAGAAGCCAAGAGUCAGUAAGGGCAUAUGCGCAAAGGUGGAGGGAUGAGGCAAUGCAUGUCCAACCUCCUUUAAUAGAAACAGAGAUGGUGACUUUGUUUGCCAAUACCUUCAAGGCACCAUAUUAUGAGCAUUUAAUGGGUAGCUCAGCUCAGCAUUUCUAUGAUGUUGUACGUAUAACGGAAAGAAUAGAGCAAGGGAUUAAAGCUGGACGCAUAAUUAAGCCAUUGGAGACAAAGGGUUUUAUUGGAAGAAAAAUGGAAGGUCCCGUUAACAAUUUUGAAGGUGGGUCCAAUAGCAAGAUAACAGAUUCAUAUAACCCACAAAUACCUACCUCUCAUGUGGCCAACAUAAACUUUAACAAACCUUUUUCCCCUACUCGAGCAAAUAACCAGUCAAACAACCAAAACAACCACCAAAGACCAAACACAAGAUACAUUUCAGAACAACUACCAUCAUUACCCAUGCCUUUGAAGGACAUGUAUGCCAAACUACUGAGCAUUCGACAAAUAGCUCUUAUCCCCACAUUACCACUACAACCACAAUUCCCCAUCUGGUACAAGCCCGAGUUGACUUGCGAGUACCAUGCUAGUAUCCUCGGGCAUGGUCUUGAAACGUGCUACACUUUCAAGAAAAAGUUGUUGGAGCUCAUCAAGAUAGGAUGGGUGUCAUUUGAAGACACACCAAAGAUCAAUUCAAAACCAUUGCCUAGUCAUGAUGCAAGUAAUAGUGGAUAA
Messenger RNA from Populus nigra (black poplar), 1356 nucleotides. RefSeq lists its product as uncharacterized. Lineage: Eukaryota; Viridiplantae; Streptophyta; Magnoliopsida; Malpighiales; Salicaceae. The record is from RefSeq and is a predicted model, not a curated record. The transcript has 2 exons. The coding region runs from base 1 to 1356 and encodes 451 amino acids.